Molecule: messenger RNA, 7706 nt
Organism: Synchiropus splendidus (mandarinfish)
Lineage: Eukaryota; Metazoa; Chordata; Actinopteri; Syngnathiformes; Callionymidae
Gene: snx11
Product: sorting nexin 11
Exons: 7
Coding region: 3948-5276 (442 amino acids)
Biological process (GO): intracellular protein transport
Molecular function (GO): phosphatidylinositol binding
Source: RefSeq, a predicted model, not a curated record
GUCGGUACAAGUUUCUGCAGACGAACGCCUGAAAUGAGCUGCGAUGCAGCACAUGAUAAAGGUUUGUCACAAUUGGCUGGUCACUGUGAUUCAAAUGAGGACAGAAAAACAAAUUGAACUUAGGUGAGUGUUGAUCAGUCUACAAAAAACUAGUCUGGAAUUAGUCAAAAAGGAAAGAGCAAAACAAUAGUAACUAAAAGGUUUAUUCUCCAAAACGGACAAGCAAGACAGGAAAUGCACAACGUUCACAAAAUAUCACUGAGAAGUCCAUAACUGCACAACAAGCAUAGUGAUGAUGAAGAUGAACAGUUCUGCCCUCGAAAGGCACAAAGUAAUAAAACAUGGCACAUUGAAAGAAUAAAACCACAAAAAUCAAAAUGAACCGUCAGAUCACUGCUUUUUCUGGCUGCACAAAUGAGACCUGUUCAUUCAGAUAUAUCCUUAUGAUGCUACACCAAAAGUCCAAAAGCAUCUUGCUUGCUCACGCCUGCCAUCAAAAAAGUACAACAAACUCUAAAAAGUCAGCCUUAUUCUGGCCCUGUGCUAGUUCUUGUCAUCCUUUUUCUCAUCUUCGGUGGGGUACGAGUGCCAGGUAAGUCGCUCCUCAUAGAAUGAGAUGACCACCUGCGGACAUUUGACGUUUGCUUCCUUUGCUGGUACCAGAUCUGCCUCGUCUGAAUUUUUCCUGUAAAACAAAAGCUUUAGAAAAGUUUCCUUUUGUCUUAAGAUAGCCAAGGUGGCGUACAAACCAUUUCAUGAGGAACAUGAGCUCUCCUGUGGAAUCUGUGGCUCCAAUUAUUCGCUCUGGAUCCAGACCCCUCGCAAAGCCCCGUAACUUCUCAGUCUGACGGCCAAGGAAGCAAAUGUGAAUCAAUAUGUAAUGGAAGCAAACCUCUUGUGUGGUUGUUAAGAGAUGUUUGCAUGUUCGCCCCCACAGGUCUCUCUGUGUGACAUUCUUAGUCUCACCUGAGAUGUUCAUGUAAAUGGAAAGUGAAUUUGGACUUCAUCUAGUGCCCUGUGGUGUCACCACAGUAUUAUGGCAACAAACAUUAUAUUCUGUGGUACUUCAUUUCCCCAUCCAAAUUGCAGCUUUCAUGUGUGUGGGCAGAUUUUUGCGGGCUUUGUGAUAUAAGAGCAGAUGACUGGGAGUCAGACGAGGUCGUGAGCUGGUGACCAUGACAGUGCUCUUAUGUUAAAUCAUAGUUGCAACUUUUGCUUUGAAAGCAUGACUCACAUCAUCUUUUUUCCUCUUUGCUUUGCUUUCGUCUCCGUCUGCAUCGCCCCCCGUUCUUUUUCUGUCGUGUGCCGUCUUCUGGGACUGCAGGAACUCUGCGAUCAGAUCGGGGCAGUCCAGGUUGUCCUCGGGUUCCCACGUGUUGUCUUCACUACGAGAGUGCGAGAAGAUUGUGUUUAUGAUUCCAUAGCCAUUUUUUUUAUGAAGACCACUUCACAGACAAUAGUACUUACUUCGAGAAUCCUUUCCACUUGAGCAGGUACUCCACUCUCCCCUUCACCACCCGCCGAUUUAGGACCUUUUCCACUACAUAUUCUUCUUCCUCCUCUUCCUCCUCUGCUACUGCUGCCACUGUGGCUGGUGCCGAUGGAGCUGCUGCUGCUGCUGCUGCUGCUGCUGCCACAACGUCAUCCGGCUUCUUGUCUUUCUCCACUGUCGCCAUUUUGCUCUCUGACGGGACAGUAAAACUGAUCAGCAAGUUGACAAAGUCAGCGAAUAAUCCAACAUGGCAGCUAUUGAGUUUCUGCCUGUAAGCGUUGGUCCACACAUGGCACAAGUGAUGCAAAAUUUGAGGAAGUAAUGACGUGCAGAACCUUCUGUGACAGGGGCAGCAUCGUUGGGGGGCUCAGUAGUCAGGCUCAUACUCAUCAGGGAGACCCGGGGACCAGCGGUGUUCUGGUCAAGAGUGUGGGAGCAGAGUGGGAGUAAGUAGAAGAAGGAGAAGAGAGCAUUGGUAACGUUUGUUAUUGGCACACAUGGGUAACACCGAGGCACAGAAAGUGAUCUGGUUUUGUGUUCUCGAGUAUGACUGAGCUUUCGUGUUUGAUUUGGACUCAGACUCUCACAUCACCACCACCAUGCUACCUGUGAUAUUGCACAUCCACACAAAGAAGCAGAUGAAAAUAAACUUGGAUGUGAAUGGAGUGGAAAUAUCGUUUUGAAUGACAUAACAUUAAAUAAUUCAAUCUAUCUAAUUCUGUACAUUAAAAUACAUUUUUUUUUUGUUUUUGUGCUUAUAGACGAGACCAAACCACUGAAACAUUCACGUCUAUAUUCUGUAUUAAACACGAUUCGCAGAUAUUUAAAAACGAAUCCAUGAACAUAGACGCGUAGAAAAUACAGCAUUAGCAACCGCACAGACUAUUUAACAUGAGUCUUGAUGACGACAAAUCAGAAAAGCAGGACAAUCGCACAUGUCCGAUGCAUCAUACAUAAACACACGGGGGCGUUUUAUUAUCCAGUACAAAUUAGCUACACCUAGGCAAUGGAGACGAACAAGGCGGGCAACGUGCAUGAAGUGUUGACUUGGUGUUUACAACGAUUCUGCGAUGCUUAAAUGUCAUCAGUAAAAUGGUAAAUAAAACAUGACAAAAGGCGAGAGGUAAACACAACGUGAAGCUAACGGCUAAUGGCAACCUUCUCCCUAUUGAUUCAGAGCGCAUUGCUACAUUUUUACCAACUGAUUAUAACGAUCGUCGGCUCCCGUUACUGUUUUUGCACCAUAAACUAAAUACAGAUUUUCAUCUGGAGAUGACUGGAUCGAUAAUAAUGAGCUACCUGUGCUAACGGCUAGCAAACAUCGCAGUACGUUUGAAUGGAGGAGGGAAGCCAGAAAACUCACCGGUGAAAUGUAUUUUUCAAAUAUCCACCUCAGCCAAGAUUGUGCACAAUGCGUGUAUAAAUAUUCUAAUAACGUGCUUGUGUGGAUUUUAUUGUGAGUCGUCGUUACGUUUCCGCCCCUUCGUCUGAUAGUGAGAAGAAAAGGGGAAUGUGAUGCGUUCACGGACCGCCACACAGAUGCGAGUGGCAUGUGGAUAGACAAGUCGUCAUGUUUUCGGCGAUCGAUGCGGUGGUUACAUGAUUAGUAGAUCUGCUAUUCGAUCACCUUUCUCAAAUGCAGACGACCGAGCCGUGCCAAACCCUCGAUAAGCAUAAUAACACGAUUAAAGACGAGUAAACUGAUAAUGGAGCUGUCAUAAUAUGAACAACAUUUAAUUUGGUCUUUUUUCUGGGUCUGGUCGCAUUUUUCAUAAUCAACAAGUUGUGUUUCACGUCAAUAAACACGUUUCACUUUCAAUCCAUUUAAUAUCGCAUAUCAGAAUGUAUUGACAUAAGAACAACCCACCAUUGGGCACUAAACGCAACAGCCGUCAGGUAUGCUUGAGGAAUGUAAUAAAUAAUCUGAGAAACCGUUGGGAACCCACAUUUGCAAGAACCCUGAGUAUAAAGGACACCAUGUAAGAUCUAUUUGAUUUCAUUUAACAGUCACAAGAGAUAUUGAUAUUAGUUGCGCAAAUCACAUAUAAAUGUAUGCAAAUAUGUUUGUGUUGUCAUUGUGAAAUAUUGUUUAAAAAAUAGUUACAAGAAUGGGGAAAUCACAUAAAAAUGAUAAAACAUAAAUGAUCGAAUAUAUAGACCUCUUGAAUAAAGCUCCCUGAACGGUUUUGAAAUCGCAGAAUAUGUACUGUAUGUAUGCGCAUGCGCUGCCUAAGAAUAACAUGACGCUGUGACGUCGCCACACCGGCUGGUCAACAGCACCGCCCUGGACUUGCGAAAUGAAGAAAGCAGUGACACCCGGGAGCGAGACGGACGGAGGGCAGCCGAGGGUUUUCGGUCGGACAGAGCGCACGCAGGCCACCAAGUGCCCUGCACCACGGUCUGACGGAGAAUUGAGCAACCGACUGUGAAUACGUGAAAUGCAGCUCCAGAUAGAAUGAUCCAGAACCACCAAGACGAUGAGUUUGUGGCAGUCCGAGUGCAGGACCCUCGCAUUCAAAAUGAAGGCUCCUGGAAUUCAUUUGUGGAUUACAAAAUAUUCCUGCAUACCAACAGUAAAGCCUUCACUGCCAAGACGUCGUGUGUGCGCCGACGCUACAGCGAGUUUGUGUGGCUCAAGAGGAAGCUGCAGAAGAACGCUGGCUUAGUGCCUGUCCCAGACCUGCCGGGCAAGUCCUUCUUCUCCUUCAGUAAUGAGGAUUUUCUGGAGCGCAGACGCCAGGGCCUCCAGGUCUUCUUGGACAAGGUGGUGAACAUGACAGUGUGUCUGUCCGACAGUCAGCUCCACCUCUUCUUGCAGACUCAGCUGCCCAUCACUCACAUCCAGGACUGCGUGCAGGGUCACACCCCGUUCACGGUGACAGACGCCAUCCUCACGUACGCCUCCUCCAACCGUGGCUAUGCUCAAGCUCAGGAGGACCCCACGAAGGAGUCAGAGAAGAGCCUGACCAUUUCCUACGAGUCCAUGGACAGCCCUCUACCUCACCAGCAGCUCUCCAAGUCCACGUUAAAUCCAGACCUGUUUGCCCGCGGGGACUCUGACCCCCUCGCCAGUUUACUGACGAGCCGUGACAGAGACACAACUGAGCUGCAGCACAUGAAGACGCCCAAAGUCCAAGUCCUGCAGACCAGCACCCAUCUGGAGGCUGUGGUGGAGAACUGUCGGCCUUUGGAGUUCUUUCUGGGUGACCAGGACUUCUCCAGGGAAACUCAGCAGACUGGCCAGCAAAUCCAGACUCCUGUGGAGGUGCACUUGCCUGCGGGACUGGAGGAAGACAUGAACUUGAUGCAACAAGUCGAUCUAGGCGAGUGUGUGGACUCGACUGAAGGCAGGUGCGACGUUGCAAUGACAGAUUCCGUCCCGAGUCUAGAGCCCGUUGUUCAGGUUGGUGGUGACGAAGACGGUCCCAACAGUGAGAGCCGGGACGCGUGUAGCCACUCUCUGGCGUCCUCCAAUGACAGCAUCAUUAAAGUCAGCGAGGAGGAGGAGGAGAGUCUGGUUGAUGACUCUGAAAGCUGCUUGAGGAGAUCUUCUCAGGACAACGGGGUCCAGUGGUCAGAGGUGGACAGCAGCAGCAGCAAGAUCCUCCAGCUCCAGCUCAACGGUGGGCCCGCUGAGGAAGACACCAAGGACCUGAGUAACUCUCUGGACUUGACCUUUGCUGACGAUAAUUGUGAUUUUAGAGUUUUAGGGAGGAGCUCAGCUGCUGGGUCAGCAGAAUUGAACUGUGGGGAGGAGGUGCAGGAAGUGGAAGUGAUGUCUUAAGUAAGUAAGAAGAAGCUGUUCCUCACGCUCUCACUAACAUCCACGCGAAUGGGUCAAAUUAACCUACAGUAGGUGACGUGGGCUGCGUGGCCGCUUGGCUCUUGCUCUGGGUUUAGUUUUGACUUCUUGUCCUUUUAUUCGACUAAGUCACGAAUGGGCACUCAAUGAGUGUUGAAUUGUAGAGGCAACAUGUAGGUACCCUUUGCUAAAAAAAAAAAAAAAAAAACAACCUAAGAUCGCAACUAUGGGUCAAGGGUCCAAGUUGAGAGUUGUCAGAGAUGAGUGAUGGUCCACUGCCGCCAUCUUGUGGCUGAUCUUGGUACUUGCUCCUUGUUUUUUUUCCUCUGACAGCGCUUUCAUUUUCAUGUUCACAUAUACUGCAGACUUGUCAGCGCUUUACAAUAACAGAAAAAUGUGUCUAAUCUGUAAUGUGUCAGAACAUUUGCUCUUCAUCAUGUGGAAAAACGGCUUGACACAAAUCUAUGUGAUCAUUUAAAUUCACAAAACUCAAGCACAGACCAGACGAGGAGUCAAAUCUGAACUGACAGAAAUCAGAUGAGUGGAUUUCGUCUCUGCAAAGAGAGUUGGGGGAAACGUGUUCGUUGUGUGGGUCAGGGAACUGCUUACCUUCUUUAUGUUGUAGGAUUUUUAAAUUGCACAAUGGUUUUAUGUGUUUGGCUUUUUGGUUGAGGAUGACUGUGUGGUUUCCAAUUCAACCUAUUUUUAUAUUUAAGUUACACCCAGAAAACCUGUGUAACUCGUGUAUAGUACAUGGUAAACAGUUACAGCCUAUAAUGGUCUUGUAGGGUUUCAUUUUCCCAUUGAAUACUUUGUUCAUUUUUUCUUUUGAUAGAUUUCCUCAGUCAGCUGCAGAAAUCUACAAGAUGCUUUAUAGAAAUAUAUUUUAUCAUCAUAAUGGCCCAUUUCUGUGAUGCAUGACUGUCAUUCACACAACCUCAUGGACAUUUAAUUUUGGUUGAAGUUUAAUAAACUGAUUCCAAACUUCAUUUUCUGUGGAGGAACAUUGAACAUUAGCAGCAGGAGUUCCUCACGUGGGGCUUUUGUGUCACUGAUUCCCCCCGUCCCUUUUUCGAAAAUGGUAAAUACAAUGAUUCACCUUAGCAAACUCGCUGAAGCCUUAUUUAUCGAUAUUUGACCCCGACCUUUGCAGCUGAUUUCAUGUUGGUGCGAUGCUGCCCUCUAGUGUCGGAGUGACAGCACUAUUUCUGACUCCGCGUCUUGUAGCAGCAUUCUAUCUACGCAACCUUCAGAUCUGAGGUUUUACAUCAGGUCGACCUGAAUGAAAGAAGGCCUCAUUUAAUAGGAGAACUUGUUCAUGCUCUUAAGGGGGGCCCGGUUAUGCAGGUAAUUUCUAUAUAUUUCUGAGGCGCCUGUCUCACAGGGAGAGAAGAGCAGUAAAGAGCACUGAAGUGAAAACCAUGUUAGUAUUGUUUAGCUAUCUCAAGGGGUGAUGCGCUGCCACCUGAUGGCUACGUGCAGGUACUGCGGCAUUUUCACCUGAUACCGUCUGAGACGACCAUCGAUGCAGGCGCCAUGUAAACGGCUACACUUUUUUCAGUAAAUGUAGCCAAGGGAAGCUAAAGGUCACACUGUUCAUGCGGGCUGUCUAUUCUAGUUAUGUAAAGGAACAUAGGAAUCUGCAAAAUGGAGCCUUGAUGCUAGCGCCAUAUUUGUUAGUUUUUAAAAAAGCAAAUUAAUCUGUGCUCGAACUUAACCAUGCAUUGUAAUGACGCUUCAUGUUAAUAACACUAAUGGAGUUUCCAUCCACCUGUACUUUUCAGAUUUUCACUCAUAAACAUGAAUAGAAAUUCAGUUUUUGCUGUGGGAACAGGUUUUGUGUGUAAACAAUGACGGCGCAGCCCCGUCUGCCUCUGCUCUCUCCCUGAAAGACGCCACUUCACUGCAAUACUGCCGCACUGCACAUUAGUGUACAUUCUGCUGCAACUCUUCAGGUUAAUGACAACAGUAACACAAAAGCUCCCACUGAACAAUUGUGGCGCGCUUCAGACGAAGCCAGUCACAAACAGAAGUUUCAUAUUCCGUUUAUUUUCUCAAACCACAAUCAAACAUGAACAAGUAGAAUUUGAAUUCAAGCUCGCUGUGUGUGUGCAUGAAGCAUGUGACCACAGCGCUGCUCAGAGCUGCCGUCCCGGGACACUCAUCUCUCUGACUAGUCAUGAAGGCUUCGUCUGGUAAACAGCGGAUCUGUGUGGACGCCACGCACUUUUUUUGAAACCGGCAUGGAAAAUGAUCAGCUGGCAAAAUGUGAGGCUCCUUGCUGGUGUAGAUAAAUGCUAUUCUAGAUGGGAAACAGCAAAGUCUGUCAUUUGUUUUGUGGCAGGCAGACGCUCUCUGAUGACAUCAUCUCAUGGCGCACUCUCCUCUCAAUGAUCGUAAAACAAUACCAGA